CUUAAUGCCCCAAAGCAGGCAGGAGAAAGACAAAAACAGCACCAUUCUUCAGCCAGAUCAGCCUUCAUUCCUCUAGGACACUGCUCUAUCAGAGGGGUUUUAUUUUCACAACAGCUCCAUAAGGGCAAGAAAAUGUCACUCGAUCACAACAUAUCAGACCACAAUGGAACACUGUGGUUCCAUGACUGUUCCGUCUUUCUCCAACUGGACCAGGACUGCCGGCGCAUCACACUGUUCCUGCUCUACCUGUUCCUGUUCAUGGUUGGUUUGAUCGAGAACUGCCUGGUGGUUUGGGUAAACUGGCGCAGGCGUCACUCGGCCAGUGGUGUGCUCUUCUGUAUUAUCAACAUCAGCUUGUCUGACCUGAUGGUGGUUUUCACUAUGCCAUUCUUCAUGCUGGAGACUGCAAUGGAUGCGGUUUGGGUUUGGGGCCACUUCCUGUGCAAGGUUACGCACCUCAUCUACGUCAUCAACUUCUACAGUAGCUCCUUCUUCCUGGCCUUCAUGACUUUGGAGCGGUACCUGACCUUAACACGGCCAACCACGCCCGCCUGCUUUCCACUGCAGCCCAGGCACCGGCGAUGGCUGCUGUGUGCUGGAGUGUGGCUUCUGUCCUUGGUGCUGGGACUGCUAGAAAAUGUACAUGUGGACCUGCUUGAGUGGCAUGAACCUGGCUGUUACAUGAUGCCUGAGCUGCACUACAUUGAAUGGUAUGUCUCAGUUAGCUUCUUCUGCCUUAUCUUUCAGUUUUUGGGCCCUGCGUCAGUCAUCAUCACUUGUAACAUCCUGAUUGCACGGGUUGUGCGUGCCUCUCCGGACGUGCAGAAUCGUAGGGACCUUUGGCUGUUGCACGUGUACUCAGUUGUUUUUGUGGUCUGCUGGCUACCCUACCAUUUGGUGACGUUCCUGAUGAUAUUGGAUGAUCUGAAUCCACAUUUGAUGUCCUGCAACACCAUAGAUAUACUGUACUUCUCUUUGGGUGUUGUACAGUGCAUCUCACUCUUUCAUUGCAUUGCCAACCCCAUUCUCUAUAACUUCUUGAGCAAGAACUUUCGUGCCAACCUCAUCAAUGAUAUUCUUUCCCGUAUAUCCUCACCACCAUUAAGCAGUGUACCCAAUGCGGCCGAUGGUGUGGGGAGGUCACUGCAGAAUCAACGAAAGCUCAGCAAUGCCAGCACCAGUCACUCUGAGAUAGGAUCCUAAUACGGCAAGUUUCCAUUAGGUCAUAAUGAGGUCUCCUGAGAUGAUGAGAGAUGGGGAAGCGGCAAAUAUUGGAACUUUACCUAAUUUGUACUGCUGUGACGCAUCAAAAUGUCAUCCAAAUGACUUUCAUUUGUGUUUUAACACCUCCACAUAGCUAAGGAGACAAUUUCAGAAUUAUGUCAUAUUUUUUUUUAAUCAUAAAAGAAGGGUUUUGGUAUCAUGCUCACUUCUAAAAUAUUGCCAGUUUCUUAGUGCAAGGACUAACAACCAUUCAAAAAGAACAAUUUAAACACUAAAUGGUUUUUAUUGCUUGUAAAUAGUAAAGCUGGAAGGCCCAAUGGAGUCAAACAUCCAUUUAAGGAAAGGUUAUGGGUUUCUGUUAGCAGUUUUAAAACAGGAAGGAUAAAAAUCUCCCUGCAUCCCACUCCACAGGAAGCAAUGGCAUUACUACUGAGGAACAUGCCACAUGCCACAGAUUAAAGGAAGUGUAGCAAUCAAACAUUUGCAGAUGAUGAUCUGCACACUGAACAAAAUAAAUUACUUGGCUUUGCUACUAAAACUUAUUACAAGUCUAUUUUUCUUUUCUUUUCUUUUUUUCAAUACUCUAUAGUUAAACAACCAUUUAAAUAAUAAAAUACAUUAUACUUCA
This is a messenger RNA of Ictalurus punctatus (channel catfish), 1852 nucleotides long. It is a transcript of the gene ackr5, whose product is annotated as G protein-coupled receptor 182. Gene Ontology annotation, molecular function: G protein-coupled receptor activity. Bases 133 to 1203 code for a protein of 356 amino acids. Gene Ontology annotation, biological process: G protein-coupled receptor signaling pathway. The record is from RefSeq and is a predicted model, not a curated record. Gene Ontology annotation, cellular component: membrane. The transcript is spliced from 2 exons. NCBI's taxonomy places the organism in Eukaryota, Metazoa, Chordata, Actinopteri, Siluriformes, Ictaluridae.